Molecule: messenger RNA, 171 nt
Organism: Saccharomyces cerevisiae S288C
Lineage: Eukaryota; Fungi; Ascomycota; Saccharomycetes; Saccharomycetales; Saccharomycetaceae
Gene: YLL066W-B
Exons: 1
Coding region: 1-171 (56 amino acids)
Source: RefSeq, marked reviewed
AUGUCCCUACGGCCUUGUCUAACACCAUCCAGCAUGCAAUACAGUGACAUAUAUAUACACCACACCCACACACCACACCCACACCACACCCACACCCACACACACCACACACCCACACACUCUCUUACAUCUACCUUUACUCUCGCUGUCACACCUUACCCGGCUUUCUGA